Molecule: messenger RNA, 12412 nt
Organism: Coregonus sp. 'balchen'
Lineage: Eukaryota; Metazoa; Chordata; Actinopteri; Salmoniformes; Salmonidae
Source: the annotation of a GenBank genome assembly
AUGCAAGUGGAUUCUGAGACAGAGUAUGAUGAUGAUGAUGAUGAUGGUGAUGUGGUAUUCCUCACAAUAGUGAUAGUCUCAGCCACCAUCGUUGUCUCUGUGUGAGGUAGCAAUAAGCCUGGGGACGAGGUUACAAUAUGACGAUGAUGACCAUUAUGCUAAUGAUGAAGGAAACCAUAUUGGAAACGACGGUGACCAUGAUGAUGAUGAUAUCGGACAGGUUUUACAGGUUGUUACUGCUGCAGUCAGUCUGGUGUCAUUUCUACCUCAGUCAGUAGCUUAGUGAGCAGCAGUCCAGCCAGUGGCGGCUCCUGAAAAAAUUCUCAGGAGGGGCAAUUUUUCUGAUGAUUUAGGUGACCUACACACAUUUUAAAAAAGAUAUGUCCAGCAACAACAUGAAGACAGGGGCAGCAUAUAAGUCAAUACCAGAAGCAUUUAUUGACUGAUCUGGGGAGAUGGAUUCCAGUUUCUGUGACAGAUUAUAAAUAAUCUCUGAUGCCUUUGUUAUAUUAGCUUUUGGUUGAAUGUACUGUCGUAGUAAAUAUAUAAUGUUAUAGCUUGGUCUGACUAAAAUCUUGUGCAUGACCCAUUUUGUGUUGGGCGUUUGUUUUCAAUCAAUGCUGUUCCUAUCCUAUGUCAGCAGGUGGCCAAGGACAACACCCACGCCAUAGGUCUCUCAGUUCUUCCAACUCACGAGUUCUUGCUCUGAGGACACACACACACACACACACACACAUCAUCACUGAUAACACACACACACACACACAUCAUCACUGUUAAACACACACACACACACACACAUCAUCACUGUUAAACACACACACACACACACACACACAAAAAUCCCCUCUCUUUAGGCUGAACAUUUGAAGACAGAGAACCCGACUCAGAGCCAAUGCAACAGUGGAGGGGACCUCGCCCAACUCAUCAGGACCAAUCAGAAGAUCAGAACUACUAGAUUCAACCUACAUCAUUUAUUGUAUAAAAUGUCAGCACACAAUGUUUUCGGGGCUCUCUUCAGAUAGCUCCCUAAGAGUUUGACGAACGAGUCCGUGCACGCGAUUCCAGAUAUCUUUACCUCUGAAUAAACUGCCUUUAUUAUACCAUAUCCACCCUGUCCAAAGUCUCUACUUGGUCUCAGUUCUCCAGUAAACUUGUGAUUAUCAACAGUACACAACGGUAACAAACAAUUGGGGGAACUCACGGGGCAGAUAGUAAGGUCACAGUGACACAGAAAGCAGUUCAAUGUCGGGGCUCGGGGGUACAGAGUCGCUCUCUUACCAGGAUCGAUUUUCCCUGUGACUGUCAGAUCGAGGUCCGCUCCGACCAGGGUGAAGCCGGCCGGCUCCACUUCUCUGUCCGGGACUCUGUCAUCCAGCCAAGUCUCCCAGCUGUAUUGGAUUCCGCUGCCAGCAACGUUUUCAUUAUUUAGUCCGUUCGUAGCGGGUAUGUACACGAUCAACAAGAUCAGUCCAAAACCCACCACUCGAAAUCCAUGGUUGGCAGAAUGUUUGUAAACUAAGUGUACAAAUUAAAAACAUAAAAUAACGCCACUAAGUGUACAAAUUAAAAACAUAAAAUAACGCCACACUGCAGGUCGCAAAGAGACGCUGCUAGCCGCUAUUUGCUUAGUUACGUUCAUGGUUACGUCACGUAUGACGAAAGCGCGUAAGUGCAAGCCCACAGACACCCAUAGAGAAUGUAUUGAAAGCUUUGAAAUUUGAAAAAAAUAGAUUUUACAUGACAGGCUAUGAGAGACUUCUGGGCGAUUUUCAACCUGACUGAAAUCGCCCAAAAACGGGCGGGGCCUUUUGAAGCACGACUUUAGCCUGAUUUGACAUUUAGUGGCAGUCAGAUCAGAUUACAACACUGAUAACUACUGUUGCCGUGAUAUAAUUGAUUAGAAAAAAAAUCCCUUCCUUUUCCCGUUUGGCAGUGCGUCGCCCAUAUCGCCCUAUUGAACAGGCCGUCCCUGAGUCCAGCCACUAACAGAGCAGGCAUUCCCUGGGUCCUGAUGACUUCCAGAUGACAGCCUGGCCAGAGAGAACUCAGCACUCAGUCACAGACAGAGGGGGAGAGAGAAGGGGGAGAGAGAGAGAGACUAGAGUGAGAGAAAAAGAGAGGUAGAAGAAGAGAAAAAGAGGAGAGUGAGAGAGUGAGAGAGAGUGAGUGAGUGAAUGAAGCAGUUGCAUGUGAAGUGGUUUAGCAGUGCUCCAGUCAGCAUUCUUACCUCAUUCUCCUGAUGGUUGUUUGUAUUCAGCUCUCUCCAGCUGGGGCCUGGCUGGCUGCUGUGAUUGGCUAGUGACUGACUCACAUUCAAAGCCCAGGGAGACAGACAGACGACAGGGCCCGAGGGAGAGAGCAAGAGAGACAUCAGGGCAGGACGGUAGUCAGUGUAUGUGUGCUGGGCCGAGGGUCAUCAUGAUGCAUCGGUGGCGUCUACUCAUCACUGUGUUCUACUGCCAGCUGUACCUGGCUGCUGCUCAACACUGGAGGAAAGGUAGGACACCUGAGCACCUCACAGAGCUUAGACUGACUUCAGGUCAGUUUGAGGGGUCAACAUAGAUGCUUUCAUAGAAAGUUAAUGGCUGUUGUGUAGACGUUCUCAGAACUAGUAUCAAUAGGAAGAAAUGAACUGCAUUAUGGAUUUUUUAAAAUCUAAUCUUAAUGAAUCAAAGGAAAAAACAAAACCAUAUGGUUAUGUAUUUUGUAUUGGUGUGUGCUAUUAUAACUGAACAUUUUGCUGCCAAAUAGAUUAUUUAGGUGUAUUUAAGUAGGCUCUAUUGUUUUAUGCAUGCAGAUUUUUGCAGACUUUUAUCUGAUGUGUUUGCAGACUUUUAUAAGAUUUUAUGUUUUUUGAAGAAAAUACAAAUGUUUUGUUUGCUUUGGCAAGGCUGUGGGUGUUGGGCUCCUGUAUGUAUGUGAUUGUGUUGAUAUGAAGGAGAAGAAUGCUAUGUUCUGAAUAUCUUUCAACAAGGUUCCCAGUGAAAAACAACUUCAAGUGCCUUGUUGUUAUUGAAUCCAAACAUUUGGAUCCACAUUCAUACAUUGUCCCUCCCUCCCACACACGUCAACAUUUAGUUCCUUGGAAAUGUCGACUGCCGAAAAUAGAUCCCUCCGAAUUAAGGAAUGUAGGAGGGUGGAUUUAAAUCACUGAAUCAGUCACAUGAUGUUGAACCUGCUUCAGGAAACGCAACUUAGCUCAGGUCUUUGCUGGCGGAUGAGAUCCAGUAAUGGAUACUGACAUGGUAAGAUAAAAUAAUACAAACUUUAUUUAUCCCAGAGGGGAAACUGGUUUGUCAAUCAUGUGUCUCAGUAUCCAUUAGGAAAAUAUUAUUACAUCCAUCUCAUACGAGUACUAAGCCUAUCUACUGUAUGACUAUUGAACUUCAGGUCACCCCUAAAGACCACAUCUGAAUAUUUAGGAUUUGAUAGAGGGGACAAACAGACAGUGAUUUAGAAUUGGGGACAAACUGUAAGUGUAGCCAAUGUGACUGUCUCUGGCCCCUGUGUCCCUCUGACUGCUGCCAAAUUCUUCCCCAGCUGUUUUGACUGCAGCAGCUUGGCAAAACAUCUGCAUAUCUGACUUGAUGUAUUGUUAUCCCUUCAAUAUUGAGACAUAUCUUGUCCCAUAUUUGGAGCUCUUAGGUCUUCGGUUCACUGGGAAAGUUCUGAUUAGGACAUAUAUUUAGCUUGCUCCAGAGUGUGUAUUUUGUGGGAAAUAUCAGUUAAGAGAUCACAAUACAAAAAUGUAAACUGGUUAAGGAAACAUAAUUCAUCAGUUGUAGUAUGGGAAAUGUUCCUGACUUUGGUUUUGGCUCCAACUUUAAGCCAAAUAACCAUUACUGUAAACCUGAGGUAAUGUGACCUCUGUUUUGGCUGCUUUUCUCUAAUCACGACACAAUUCUAGCCAAGACCAUUCAGCACUGCUUGUAAUUAUUGGCUUUGUGUUUUCCCCUGGCUCAUUGCAAGUGCUUAGAGGGAGAUUACAAGUUCCCUGCUUAUUUGUGAGGACACAGGGGACAGUGUCCUAGCAAACACUGAUUAUUUAUUCUAGCGCUACAGUGGGCCGAGAAGCAUGAACGAUGAUUGGUUUCUUCUAGCUCAGAGCUUUGAAUACUGAGAUCUGCUUUCAGAAGUGGAUCAUCCACAUUAAACCAGCAACCACUUAUUCCAUAUGUGACCAGCUAAAUUUAGAAACCGAGUCUACUGUAUAUCAGAUGACUGUGUUAACCCGCUGAGCUAAAGCCUAGGCAUUACAUGAGUCUUCAGGUCUCAGGCAAGGUUACACAUCACAUGAGCAUUGCACAUAGAUGUUUCUUUGUGUUGCUGUUGUUCUGCUGAGGUGAAUAGAUGGUUCCCUCCUGUUCUUCACUUCUGCCUCGAGCUCAACACAGUGGACUCAACUCAUCAUCUGUGUGUGGAAUUCCAGCUCCACCUUCCUCCACUUACAGAUUCACACUGGAAGGCAUUAGGAAAGGAUGUGCUGCUGGAUAAAAGUCAACAUUGGGGCUUCGGCUUUCCAGUACAUACUGAUCAGUAUCACACUUGGAUGCACAGUAGCACAUAUCAGCCCAAAUCUGGGUGAAAACUAUGACAUCAAUGUCUGGCAUUCCUCACAGCUGCUGUAUGUAUGGCGCCUGUGCAACUAGUGGUGAAACCCAUAAAAAUGUAUGGCUGGUUGGAGCAGCCAUUUUGGAGCUAACAUCUCCACAGAGGUACAGCAUCGCCUUAACAUCAAACGAUUCAUGGAAAAUGAAGCAUACAAAUGAACCUCAUAGACCUCAUAACCCCACUGUUCACACUGGCUCUGUGCCAAUAAAAGUUGUUAUUGUCCCUAUGGGUGUGUUCUGUAUGCUUAUGCAUUCCAAUACUGCUGCUUUAACCCUGUUUCUGAAUGGGGAGAAUGUGGCCAGUGUUGUCCCAUCGAGAGUGUGAGGCCUUGGUGGCCGGACGGUUAGGAGUACAGUGGAGGGGGACUGGGAGUGGCAAGAGCUGAUCUUGGAUCAGAUUCCAUAAGGAGUACAGUCGGAGAACAGUGGAAUUGUGCUGGGUGUCAGUUGACCAGGAGUUGAUUCCUGAUCAGUUUCCAUAGAGAGAGAGGGCCAAUGUUUAAACUAUGAUCCUCGUUAAGCUCUGUGAGCCUAUAUUUCUCUUGGCUCAAACAGCAGUGAUUGGAUAUCUGGCUUGGAUUAGUAACAAGAGCACAUUCUACAGUCGAGGUCAAAAGUUUUGAGAAUGACACAAAUACUAAUUUUGUUGUGAAGAAGGCGCCAGUGCGCCCAAGAAAGUCCAGCAAGCGCCAGGACGUCUCCUGAAGUUGAUUCAGCUGCGGGAUCGGGGCACCACCAGUGCAGAGCUUGCUCAGGAAUGGCAGCAGGCAGGUGCGAGUGCAUCUGCACGCACAGUGAGGUGAAGACAUUUGGAGGAUGGCCUGGUGUCAAGAAGGGCUGCAAAGAAGCCACUUAUCUCCAGGAAAAACAUCAGGGACAGACUGAUAUUCUGCAAAAGGUACAGGGAUUAGACUGCUGAGGACUGGGGUAAAGUCAUUUUCUCUGAUGAAUCCCCUUUCCGAUUGUAUGGGGCAUCCGGAAAAAAGCUUGUCCGGAGAAGACAAGGUGAGCGCUACCAUCAGUCCUGUGUCAUGCCAACAGUAAAGCAUCCUGAGACCAUUCAUGUGUGGGGUUGCUUCUCAGCCAAGGGAGUGGGCUCACAAUUUUGCCUAAGAACACAGCCAUGAAUAAAGAAUGGUACCAACGCAUCCUCUGAGAGCAACUUCUCCCAACCAUCUAAGAACAGUUUGGUGACGACCAAUGCCUUUUCCAGCAUGAUGGAGCACCUUGCCAUAAGGCAAAAGUGAUAACUAAGUGGCUCGGGGAACAAAACAUUGAAAUGAUGGGUCCAUGGCCAGGAUACUCCCCAGACCUUAAUCCCAUUGAGAACUUGUGGUCGAUCCUCAAGAGGCGGGUGGACAAACAAAAACCCACAAAUUCUGACAAACUCCAACCAUUGAUUAUGCAAGAAUGGGCUGCCAUCAGUCAGGAUGUGGCCCAGAAGUUAAUUGACAGCAUGCCAGGGCGGAUUGCAGAGGUCUUGAAAAAGAAGGGUCAACACUGCAAAUAUUGACUCUUUGCAUAAACUUAAUGUAAUUGUCAAUAAAAGCCUUUGACACUUAUGGAAUGCUUGUAAUUAUACUUCAGUAUACCAUAGUAACAUCUGACAAAAAUAUAUCAUAACACUGAAGCAGCGAACUUUGUGAAGACCAAUACUUGUGUCAUUCUCAAAACUUUUGACCACGACUGUACAGUAGUAGGGAAUCUAACCAAGCUCAGAAAGAAUGUCACUCUCUCUGUCAGAUGUUGUAUGUAUGAGAGAAUGAGUACCUGAUGGUGUAAAGUAUGGACGAACAGUAGCCCUGCAUGUUGCAUUUCAUAAAGCUCAGUCACAACAUCAUUGAACUCUGAGCUGUUGAGAGGAAAACGUGAUUUACCCCCUAGUCACGCUGUGUUCCUACCAUGACCUUUCUGUUCUGUCAAGGGCCCAGGCAUUCCUCAGACAGACUGAAGCACUGCAUGAUCGAUGGUUUGUUUGUGUCCACUUCAAACAUGCUCCGACUUCCAAUCAAGCUACUUAUUUGGACCUUGUCUGUCUGUACCUGACCCUUCAACCCAAAAGCACAUGGCCCUGUACUUUCAACACACAGUCGGAGUCCCUGCCAGGUAUUCAGGGCUGUAAUGGAAAAGAAAGCAAAUAAGGUAUUGAGGGAGAGAUGCUGCUUGCACCAAACUUUCCUCUCUAGCAGUGGAGGCUGCUGAGGGGAGGACGGCUCACAAUAAUGGCUGGAAUGGAGUCAAUGGAAUGGCAUCAACCACAUGGAAACCACAAGUAUUUCCACUAUGUACUGUAGCUGUCUCUCAAACUGGUAAAGGAUAUUAUCAUGUCAGUACUGUGACUCCUGCCUCAAAUCAUCCCCUCACUGUUAAGAAGCCGCUCUGAGUAAUAAAGAGAAAACCCUGUCAAAAGAAGCCACUCAAAGUCCUAUUAUCUCACUUAAUGUCAUUUGUAGACCUAAGAACUACCACAUCUCCCCUACAGGUAAAAUGAUAGGUGUGAAGGAGGUGGUUCAGUGAAUGAUCUUAUCUGAGAUCAGAAUACCUGCCUUAGCUGCAUUUAGCUCAGGAGCUGCAUUUAGCUCAGGAGCUGCCUUUAGCUCAGCAGUCUUGUGGUAUGCAAGAGACCAAGGUUCGAACCCAGUUGGUAAGCUUGUGCCCAGGUGUUUCUCUGCUUCUGCUCCUGGUUAGCUCCCCUUAUAAAAGACAGAGCUGCCUUAGUUUGCAGUUCUGAAGGGUGAGAGAGUUUUAUGAGGAGCAGACCACAGCUCCUGAACUCUCAGGCCUGCUGCGGCACAUAUGCCCUGACACUUUGAAAUCUGACCACCCUACCCUAUAGCCUAUACCCUAUAGACACACAUGGGUCUUUGAAAGGAGGGGGCAUCUAUAACGUGGGACAUACCAGCAAUUACCGGUGUCAGAGGUUUAAGGGUUUUCACCCGGUUUCACAUAGGGACAUCUGCUGCAGUUUACACCCCAGUUGUCUCCCACACAAACCUGGGACUAGAUAGUUUAACCUACCUUAGACAUGUUUGCAGUAUGCAGUAAGUGUAGGAUUUUACCUGACCUAUAGCCACUGUGUGAAUGUAUUUGAAUAUAUUGUAUGCUAUACUGUAGACCUAUGGCACUAUGUAAAUCCUGCAACAUGUGUUGAGUUUGACUGACCUCCUGGUCUCAACAAUGGCAUCCACAUUCACCCACUCAACGAGAAAUUCAGGAUCUAUUGUAUUUCGGGCCUCCUUUUGGUUGCCGUUGGUUUAAUGAGUCCUUCAAUUACUCAAAAUGCUAUCUCUCUUCUCACUUUUUCUUUCCUCUCUCUUCAGCCCUUUACCCAUCAGCUUUUAGAGUGAAGCGUGGCGCACACUCAUUGGUCAACCCCACCUUCCAUAACUCUGUGGAAGAUGUUAACCUGCUGUUUGAGGUGAGUCGAAAAUAGCCAGCUCUGCUUAAAUUACCUUAAUGAGCUUAAAGGGAAUUUAAUCCAUUGUGAAUGUUACAUGGAAACAAGAAGAUUGUCAGAUAAAGUCAAAUCUUCCACAAACUUAAAGUUUUAUUCCAGGCUCUGUCUGUUACAGUCUGGAUCAUCCAGAGACCCUCCUGUCAGAUAGUUUUGUCUUUAAUACUUAAUAAUGUACUGAUAUUGAACUCCAUAUCCCAGAGGCCCCUGCUUCUUCUCGUUGUUGAGCCAGACCAUAUCCACUGUGGGCACAACCCAGAUUCAUCCAUACAUAUUUCAGCUGGUAUGUUGGAGCCCAAGGAGCAAACAAUAUGUCUGGACAUAUACUGCUCAACCAUCCAACACUCUGCUGUUUGAGUGGAAAACAUGGACACAGAGGUUAUAUGUUAUUCAAGGUUUGUGAAUCUUGUGGGGUAGCAGCAAAACAUGUUGCAUCAAAAUCAAUGCCACAUUCGGCAUUGCUUAUAAAUAAAAUAUCUUAGGCAUAACAAGUGAAACAUACCUGAAAGCUCAAGUCAACCAAGUCCAAAUCCCUAUCUCCAUCCAUGGCUAAUUUAGGAAAGGGCCAAUUUUAGCUAGCUAGCUAGCCACCGGAGGACAACAAGAUGCAACAAUUCAAGUUGUUUCUGUCAAUGACGUUUGGCUUUCGAUGUGAUGUGAUUGGAGUGAAGCCAAAUCCAAACUGGCUUCCCUUGACACUUUUCUUUUGGUGCGCCAGGACCAUUCACAAUUGAGCUCACUCAGUUUAGCUCAACACUGAUUGGCUAUUUUAUUUUUAUUUAUUUUUAUCAAGGGAGGCCUAAUUCCAUACUCUUUUUGACCAGACAUCAUCAGAUAGAUGGCCUACACAUACAGACAGAGGGGCGCUGUUUCACUUACUCUAAUGCUUUCUCCAUUGAGAUACAUUUAGCCUCUUGCAAAUUGAAGGAAAAUUAUGAAACACUGAUAGACGAAAGAUAAUUUAUUUGAAAAACUUUUUUCUUGGAUAUCUUUUUGGGGAAGCCACUGGUCCUCAUGGGUUCAAACUCCAGAGUUUCUGAAAUUCAUAAACUUUAACUUUGGCAACAGGAGUCAGGUUACUCAAGGUAAACCGUCCCUCUAUCCAUGGAAGGAACAGAAACUUAUUUUUAAGGUCUUAAUUUUUUUAGGGUGAUUAUUAUUUUUAUAUUUUUUAGUUUUUUAGGGGGUAGGUCAGCUUUAAUAUUGCAGAUAUAUUGUAACUUCCAUUAAUGUAAUUGUCUGCAUCACUUCCAAUCCCCAAUAUAUAUUUUUUGCAAAUAUAUAUAUAUAUAUAUAUAUAUAUAUAUAUAUAUAUAUAUAUACAUACACCACCAGUCAAAAGUUUGGACACAACUACUCAUUGAAGGGUUUUUCUUUAUUUUUAAAUAUUUUUACAAUGUAGAAUAAUAGUGAAGACAUCAAAACUAUGAAAUAACACAUAUGGAAUCAUGUAGUAACCAAAAAUAUAUAGCCACCUUUUGCCUUAAUGACAGCUUUGCACAUAUACAUACAUAUAUAUACAUAUCCUUUAAAAAAAUAUAUGUUCCUUUAUUACCUUCUAACCCUACCACCCCUCCCCUAAUUGGAGCAAACUAGUGAACAACAACGCUUAGGCCUCUACUUCCAGCUUAUACAUACUAUAUACAUUUUAUGGACACAGUCAAUUUUACAAUAGUUCUAUUUUGUUUAUUUUUACUCCUGAACUUCCUCUACCCUAAACCUCUCCAAUCGUUUUCAUGAUGUCCAUCCGGUUUGCUUCUAUAUGCCAUAUCUGUGCUCUUUCACAAAAAUUCUUAACCUAUAACCUAUACACAUACAGUCGUGGUCAAAAGUUUUGAAAAUGACACAAGUAUUGGUCUUCACAAAGUUCGCUGCUUCAGUGUUAUGAGAUAUUUUUACUAUGGUAUAAUUACAAGCAUUCCAUAAGUGUCAAAGGCUUUUAUUGACAAUUACAUUAAGUUUAUGCAAAGAUUCAAUAUUUGCGGUGUUGAUCCUUCUUUUUCAAGACCUCUGCAAUCCGCCCUGGCAUGCUGUCAAUUAACUUCUGGGCCACAUCCUGACCGAUGGCAGCCCAUUCUUGCAUUAUCAAUGCUUGGAGUUUGUCAGAAUUUGUGGGUUUUUGUUUGUCCACCCGCCUCUUGAGGAUCGACCACAAGUUCUCAAUGGGAUUAAGGUCUGGGGAUUUUCCUGGCCAUGGACCCAUAAUUUCAAUGUUUUGUUCCCCGAGCCACUUAGUUAUCACUUUUGCCUUAUGGCAAGGUGCUCCAUCAUGCUGGAAAAGGCAUUGGUCAUCACCAAACUGUUCUUAGAUGGUUGGGAGAAGUUGCUCUCGCAGGAUGUAUUGGUACCAUUCUUUAUUCAUGGCUGUGUUCUUAGGCAAAAUUGUGAUUGAGCCCACUCCCUUGGCUGAGAAGCAACCCCACACAUGAAUGGUCUCAGGAUGCUUUACUGUUGGCAUGACACAGGACAGAUGGUAGCGCUCACCUUGUCUUCUCCGGACAUGCUUUUUUCCGGAUGCCCCAAACAAUCGGAAAGGGGCUUCAUCAGAGAAAAUGACUUUACCCCAGUCCUCAGCAGUCCAAUCCCUGUACCUUUUGCAGAAUAUCAGUCUGUCCCUGAUGUUUUUCCUGGAGAGAAGUGGUUUCUUUGCUGCCCUUCUCGACACCAGGCCAUCCUCCAAAAGUCUUCGCCUCACUGUGCGUGCAGAUGCACUCACACCUGCCUGCUGCCAUUCCUGAGCAAACUCUGCACUGCUGGUGCCCCGAUCCCGAUGCCCUGAAGCCCUUUUUGUGCAAAGCAAUGAUGAUGGCACGUGUUUCCUUGCAGGUAACCAUGGUUAACAGAGGAAGAACAAUGAUUUCAAGCACCACCCUCCCUUUAAAGCUUCCAGUCUGUUAUUCUAACUCAAUCAGCAUGACAGAGUGAUCUCCAGCCUUGUCCUCAUCAACACUCUCACCUGUGUUAACGAGAGAAUCACUGACAUGAUGGCAGCUGGUCCUUUUGUGGCAGGGCUGAAAUGCAGUGGAAAUGUUUUUUGGGGAUUAAGUUCAUUUUCAUGGCAAAGAGGGACUUUGCAAUUAAUUGCAAUUCAUCUGAUCAUUCUUCAUGACAUUCUGGAGUAUAUGCAAAUUGCCAUCAUCAAAACUGAGGCAGCAGACUUUGUGAAAAUUAAUAUUUGUGUCAUUCUCAAAACUUUUGACCACAACUGUAUUAUGGACACAGUAUGUUUUACAUUAGUUAUCUUAUUGUUAUUAGUUGUUAUUAGUCCCAACCUUCAGCUCCAUUAAAACCUCCCAUCUAUCUCUAAACAACAUAUUGGAUUUAUAUAUUUUUCAACUAUGCUGUGAUGUUUCACGAAAGUUCUGAACCUUUCUAUUCUCAUUAUUUCUACAGAUUGUAAAUUGAAAAUAAACAUUUUUGCUAAAAGUAUUUAAUAUAUUAUAGCUUGAUUGACUAUGACUUUUCAGAUCACCCAGUAGUGCUAUCUGCAUGGUUAGCUCUAGAUAAAUAUUGCAAUUAUUCAGCCAUUCCUGGAACUGUGACCAAAAACAAGCUACAAAUGGACAGUACCAAAACAAAUUAUCUAAUGAUUCUGUCUCUUCGCAGCAAAAUCUGCAGAGCUGGGAAGGUCUUAAUUAUUGAGUGUUUAGUCCGAUUCAACAGAAGAAUAAGGCAGCAAACAUAUUUUGUAAUGUAUUGUAUGCCCCCUGGUGGUAAGAGCUUGACUUGUGUUCCAGUUAUACCAUUGGGGGUGCAUGAGGUGAGUUUCACCCUGACUAUGUUAAAUGUGGGAAAUCGCUCUGUUGAUCGAAUCAUUCAAUCAGCCAAUUGAUUAAAUCAAUCAAACAAUCCCAGAACAUGAAGGUAUUGACAUGACAGAUGGAUAUAUGAAAAGUGGAUCUGAUAGAACCUUUAAAGAAUCUGAUACCACUGUGGAUGUCUUCUAGAUCCUGCUGGCAGGCCUGCAGAUCGAGGGUGAGGACAAGCCCUUCGUGAUCCCAGACCAGGAGCUGGCGUCUCUGAGGAGGGUCCAAAAGCUGGAGGUCAUCUGUGAGGACAUUCUGCCCAAGAAACUCUCAGAGAUCAGACGUUUGACCUCUCACCUGUCCCAGCGCAGAGGUGCCCUUAGCAGGGAGGACUUUGAGCGCACAGUGCUCACUAUGGUGUACACUGCCCAGACUCUGGAUCAUACCACCUCCCAACACCAGAAGGCGCUGUGGGGAGAAGCCCUGCUGCAGCUGUUUAGGGCCAUACAAGAAGAUCUGACGCCCCCACCCAGGACACCUCAGCACAACUAGUGUUAUGGACUUAUGUGGACACAUCUUUUAGAUACUGUAAUAUACUG